This is a messenger RNA of Monoraphidium neglectum, 1173 nucleotides long. RefSeq lists its product as hypothetical. Lineage: Eukaryota; Viridiplantae; Chlorophyta; Chlorophyceae; Sphaeropleales; Selenastraceae. The transcript has a single exon. The record is from RefSeq and is a predicted model, not a curated record. The coding region runs from base 1 to 1173 and encodes 390 amino acids.
AUGAAGAAGCGCGCUGCAGAUGACGGCCCAGAGGGGCCACACCCGAAACGCAUGGCGACUGCCCUGGACGCCGCGGCGCGCACAGCGGUGAAGGCGAUAGAAGCCGGCCGCAUGCCGUCGGAAUUUGACCGCCCUGUCGUCCUCUCGCUGCUGAUGCGCGCCCUUGCGGCGCCGGGCGCCUCGGCAGCUGCGGUGGAAGGCGCGUCCGGCGCGCUCGUCCUGCUGCUGCAAUCUGAGGAUGACGGCGCCGCCGCCGCGGCCGAGCUGCUCGCAGCAGGCUCGCUGCACGCGCUUGCGGGCGCCCUGGGCGCUGCCGGGCGCGCCCCGGGCGCGGCUGUGCGGGUGCUCGGGGGCCUCCUGAUGGCGGCUGGCGACAUCAGCGCACGUGUUGCCAUGGUCAGGCGGAUGGCAGACACUGAUGGCAUGCUGAGCGGCCUGGUGGCCACCCUCCCAAACGAGGACGACCCUGAACCAGCCGAGUGCCGCACGCUGACAGCAUCCAUCCUCAGCAUGCUCGCGAUGCCCGAGGGCGCCGCCGCCCGUAUCGCCGCCCUCCCCGGCGCCGCCGCCACCCUCGCAACGGCGGCGCUCUCAGAACACGCAGCGGGCGCCCGCCUGCACCCGUUAGUCACGGUGCUGGUGCAGAUUACAGGCGAGGGGGCAGCGCGGGCGUGGGCGCCGGCGGCCAUGAAUCGUGUGAUUGACGUCAUGGCUCUCGCGGCAGAUGACGCCGAAUCGGCGGGGCUGGCAAUGAUAACGCUGCAGCGGCUCGCACUCGCCGGCGGCGCGGCCGCGCGGCGCAUCGCCGCACACCCGGCCGCCAUGCGCGCGAUGGCAAAUGCGGCCGCCGGCGCCGCGGACACAGUUGCGCGUGGCGCGGCCGAGGCUGCGCUGCACGCCGUCACGAGUUCCUGCGCCGAGGCAAAAGCUGCCGUGGCAUCGGCGCUCGCGGCGUUGCUGGUGGCGAAUGACGCCGCGUCCCGCGACCGUGCACGCGCGCUGUUGCAGGGUGCGCCGCUGUCGCUGCCGCCGCUGGCGGUCGCCGCGCUGGGCCUCGCGGCCGGCGAGGUGGCGGCGCUGAAGGCAGAGGUGGAGGCGCUGCAGUCAAUCCCGGUCAACACGCGCGCGGCGAUCGUGGAACUCGCGGCGGCUGUGAGGGGCAGGCCUGGGUAG